GCUGAAGCCAUGAUGGAGAGAGUUGCAGUGCGAGUUGGCCUCCUUGGGCUGCUGUUCGCCUGCGUUACUUCAGCACCAACCAAUGUGAACAGGGACUGGGACAUCUACAGCUUCCACAUCAACUCCACAGUGACCAGUCGCUAUGCAACCACUGUCAUCACCAGUCGAGUGGCCAAUCGGAUCGACCAGUCAAAGGAAAUUGAAUUCCAUGUCAAGAUUCCCAAGAAUGCCUUCAUCAGUAAAUUCAGAAUGACCAUUGAGGGAAAGACAUAUGAUGGGGUUGUGAAACAGAAGGAGGAGGCCCAGCAGCAGUACACUCAGGCAGUGUCUCGUGGACAAAGUGCUGGUAUAGUCAGUUCUGUGGGGAGGACCCUUGAGGAGUUUAAGACAUCUGUGACUGUGGCUGCACUCAGUAAGGUGACCUUUGAACUCACAUAUGAGGAGCUGCUGAAACGUCGCCUGGGAAAGUAUGAACUCUUGAUCCACGCUCGACCCAUGCAGCCUGUUGCUGAUUUCAAGAUUGAUGUGUACAUCAAUGAACACCCAGGUAUUAACAUCCUGGAGAUUAAAGGAGGGCUGAGCACCAAAGAGCUGGCUAAUGCCAUCUCCAAAACACAGACUUCAACUGAGGCUUGGGUCCAUUUCUACCCCAGUAAGGAACAGCAGAGUCAGUGUGACAGCUGUGGAGAGGAGGGCCUGAACGGAGACCUGGUCAUUGUCUAUGACGUCCACAGGAAAAAGUCCAUAGGAGACCUCAAGAAGUCAGAUGGGUAUUUUGUCCAUCACUUUGCUCCCAGUGAUCUACCACGCAUUCCAAAGAAUGUGGUCUUCGUCAUCGAUCAAAGUGGCUCCAUGUAUGGCAGGAAAAUUCAGCAGACCCGUGAGGCUUUGUUGAAGAUCCUGGGAGACCUGGCGGAGGACGACCACUUCGGCCUGAUUACAUUUGACAGCUCAGUGUCUCCCUGGAAGGAAGAACUGCUUCCUGCCAAUCAGAAAAACCUGGAGGCUGCCAAGACAUUUGUACAAAAUAUUAGAGAGAGAGGAGCCACUGACAUCAAUGCUGCGGUGUUGAGGGGCACAGACAUGCUGAACCGACACCUCCGAGAGGGAACAGCCUCUCUCCUCAUACUGCUCACUGAUGGAGACCCAACCACAGGUGAGACCAACCUGGAAACUAUCCACAAGAACAUAAAAGAAGCCAUUGAUAAGAAAUUUCCGCUCUACUGUCUCGGUUUUGGAAUGGAUGUUAACUUUGAGUUCCUGGAGAAGAUGGCGCUGGAAAACAACGGUGUGGGACGCAGAAUAUAUGAGGACUCUGAUGCUGCUCUGCAGCUGCAGGGCUUUUAUGAAGAGGUGGCCACACCCCUACUGACAGAUGUACAGAUGGUGUAUCUGGGUGGGGCUAACCUGACCCAGGCCAACUUCAGCCAAUACUACAACGGCUCUGAGAUUGUGGUAGCUGGCCAGAUCACUGACAACAACAUUGAGGAGUUCACAGCAGAGGUCAUUGCCAUAUCGAAAAGCAACAAGGUGACGUACUCAGAGACAAUACCAACAGAGGAGCCCAUUACAGCCAGGUCAGACAGCAACCUUCAGAGGCUGUGGGCCUACCUGACUGUGAAGCAACUACUGGACAAAGAGGUGCAGUUGAGCGGUAAUGAGAAAGAGACGGUUAAGAAGAAGAUCCUGGAUCUUUGUCUGAAGUACGGCUUUGUGACUCCUCUCACCUCCAUGGUGGUCACCAAACCCCAGGGGGAGGAGUCCCAGGUGGCCCAUAAGCCAAAGGAGGGAGAGACGCCCACCGAGUCAAAGCAAAACGCCCAAAUAAAUUUCAGCCAACACACCUUACCCUUACCCAGCUAUCCCAGCAAAAAAGGGCCCUAUGGAUUAAGAGGGGGGUACAUUGGAAGUCUCACGCCCCUGGGAGGGUCAUAUUUCUCUGCAAAGAUAUUAGAUGGAGCUGGAAUAACAGAAGAUAUCGAUUCAGAAGUUACAGCUGACUAUAUGGAUUACGACUUUCCACAUAAUCCAACUGAAAUUACUAUAAAAGAUAUAGGUCAAUUAUUGGAAGGCAAUCUUCCAACUCAUUCAACUAAAAUGACAACUACAACAGUAAGUCCUCUUAUUAGGUUCCUGUUGCCAGCUGAGGGUCAGGCCCUUCCACUGUGCUAUGACAUCCCUGUAGGUCUCUCACUCAGACUCCUAAAGGACCCCAACAACGAUUGUUCUAUGAAUGGUCAGCUUGGACAGUCAGACAAUGCAGGCUAUCAAAAGAUUGUUCUCCAUUACAGAAGUGAUCAACAUAUUGAUUUUGACACUACUGGCAUCACCUUCAACAAUGGACAGAAUGCCACAUAUUUCUCCUGGAGUGUGAAUAUCAACAUUGAAAAAGACAGUGUGUCUCUGAUUCUACGGGACAAAGAGAUGGACGUCACCAUGGGGUCAACACGGGUCAUCAUCAUGCUCUAUGAGAGGGAUGGAAAGGUGUUCCUGUGGCCCGUCCUGAGGCAGCGGCCAACAGGGGACAACAUUUCUGGGAUCAUGGCCCGUCCACCUGUUGUCUAUGAGGAAGUCCAGGGAACAACAAUAAAACUUAAGAUUCAGGACAAAGAAGUAGACGUCUCCAGGGCCUCUACUGUGGAUCUCAGUGUUCGUUCUGCCCCCACCGUGACAUGCUGGUUGACUCCACUUCAGUCUGCCCUACAGGGGGAGCUAGCUGACUUCACUGUAUCGCAACUCUAACUGCUCAUUAAGUUUGUUCAUGCAGAAACUACACUCUAGAAAUAUGAAGAGAAAAAUAAAGACUGUUCUAUGAGUUUACAUAACAAAUCACCUAAACUCUUUUAUGACAAAUCACCAUUAAAUAAAUAUCAUUUUUAAGCAAUUUCA
Molecule: messenger RNA, 2889 nt
Organism: Esox lucius (northern pike)
Lineage: Eukaryota; Metazoa; Chordata; Actinopteri; Esociformes; Esocidae
Product: inter-alpha-trypsin inhibitor heavy chain H3
Exons: 22
Coding region: 10-2742 (910 amino acids)
Source: RefSeq, a predicted model, not a curated record